Molecule: messenger RNA, 1632 nt
Organism: Neoarthrinium moseri
Lineage: Eukaryota; Fungi; Ascomycota; Sordariomycetes; Amphisphaeriales; Apiosporaceae
Exons: 2
Coding region: 1-1632 (543 amino acids)
Molecular function (GO): flavin adenine dinucleotide binding; oxidoreductase activity, acting on CH-OH group of donors
Source: RefSeq, a predicted model, not a curated record
AUGCGACGCUCUCUACUUGAGGGCCUGGCGGGCCUGGGCCUGGCCUUGGGCGUGUCUGCUUCCUGCCAGGAACAGCUUUACGACUACAUUGUUGUGGGUGGUGGCCCUUCCGGCAUCAUCACUGCUGAGAGGCUCGCCGAAGCCCAGAAGAAAGUGUUAUUGAUUGAACGAGGAUAUGGACCUACCGUUGCUACAGGCUCCAAUCACACUCUCAGCUGGAACGACACCCUCACUGAAAUCGACAUUCCCGGCUUGUCCGCAGGCAUUGCUUCGCUUGACGUAUGGAAAGAGUAUAUUUGCCAAGACACGCCGUCUUACGCAGCCUGUGUGCUGGGUGGCGGCGUUACGGUGAAUUACAUGGUUUUCGUGCACCCUCCGGAGCGCGAUUUCGAAAAUUGGCCGCAAGGUUGGCAGUGGGAGGAUGUUGCGUCUGCUGCCGAUAGACUGUACGAGCGGAACCCAGGCUCGACUCUACCAUCCGCCGAUGGCAAGCACUACGACGACGGACUGUACUCAGUCUUGUCCAACUUCUUCGACAACCUUGGCUGGAGCUCUGUGGACAUGAUCGACCAACCGAACGAGAAAUUCCAGGUUUACAGUCAUCCGGCGUGGAACAUCCAGGACGAGAAGCGCGCAGGACCUGUUCGCACCUACCUGCCUCUUGCCCAGCAGCGCGAGAACUUCACUCUUCAGCUUGGCACAAAGGUCAUCCGCCUGGUACGGUCAGGUUCUCAGGUCACCGGCGUCGAGGUCGAGACUGCUUCGGGCAGCCGCCAAAUCAUCAGACUUGCCCAGGACGGAAGAGUGGUUCUGUCCUCUGGUGCUUUGUCUACUCCGCGCAUCCUUUUCAAUUCCGGUAUUGGGCCUAGAUCCCAGAUUUUGAAUGCCCAGAAGGCCAACGUGACACUGCCCCCUGAGAAUGACUGGGUCGAAUUACCUGUGGGCUCGAACCUGAUGGACCACCCCAUCUUCUCCAUCGAGGUCAAGACCAACGGUACAUGGGGCCCUCUCGACGCUACCAGCGUUCUGAACGGUACCGACACGUCUUCGAUCGACUUGUACGAGCGUCAAAACUCGGGAGUGUUGACUGAAGGAAAGCACCGUGCCAUUUUCUUCACGUCAAAUGUCGGCAGCGAUGGCAUCACGCGGUAUUACCAGGGGUCCUGCGCACCAGCAGUUACUGGCGUAUUCAGCAUCACCGCGUACAUGACGCAUGGCUUGACUUCCACUGGAGUCUUGGGAAUGGAUGAGAAUGGAAACACUUUCUUCGAACAAUCGCCCUACCUCCAAACCGAUGGUGAUGUGGACGCCGCAGAGCUCUUCAUUCAGCAGAUGGUAGACGCCAUCACAGCACCAUCCACGGGGUUGACGCUUCAGACGUACACUAACACGAGUGCCAUCCUUGACACUCUCACAAACGGAAUCCACUACACCGGCACAGCGAAGAUGGGCGUUGACGACGGCCGUAAGAAUGGGACGUCAGUUGUGGACCUGAACACCAAGGUCUACGGAAUUGACAACCUGUUUAUUUCCGAUGCCAGUAUUCACCCUGACCUCCCCACCGGCAACCUUCAGGCAAUGGUUAUGAUUGUCGCGGAAGCAGCAGUUGCCAAGAUCCUCGCGUACGAGUAG